Alnus glutinosa is the source of this 929-nucleotide messenger RNA. Its product is annotated as endo-1,3;1,4-beta-D-glucanase-like. The transcript is spliced from 8 exons. Bases 46 to 765 code for a protein of 239 amino acids. Gene Ontology annotation, molecular function: hydrolase activity. Lineage: Eukaryota; Viridiplantae; Streptophyta; Magnoliopsida; Fagales; Betulaceae. The record is from RefSeq and is a predicted model, not a curated record.
AUACAGUAAUGGAGUUCGUGUUGUUUUUGCUGAUCAAAGGAGAAGAUGUCGGGCCCUCAGUGCUGCUCCAACCCACCGACCCUGAACCCAAGCGCCGGAGCUGGCCAUGUUGAACAGCUCGGUGGCCUCAGCAGCUACGUCUCUGGCUCCCCCGACUCCAAGCUUGCCAUCCUUCUCAUCUCUGACGUCUUUGGUUAUGAAUCUCCAAAGUUGAGGAAGCUUGCAGACAAGGUUGCAGCUGCUGGAUUUUAUGUGGUGGUUCCUGACUUCCUUCAUGGAGAUCCCUAUGCCCCUGAAAAUGCUGAUAGGCCUGUACAAGUUUGGUUGAAGGAUCAUGGACCGGAUAAGGCAGCUGAGGAUGCAAAGCCAGUAAUUGAAGCUGUAAAAAGUAAAGGUGUUUCUGCAGUUGGGGCUGCAGGCUUUUGCUGGGGUGCCAAGGUUGUGGUUGAACUUGCAAAGUCUGAACUUAUCCAAGCUGCUGUGCUAUUACAUCCUUCAUUUGUCACUCUGGAUGAUAUCAAGGGGGUUAAGGUUCCUAUUGCGAUACUGGGAGCUGAGAUUGACAAACUUUCUCCGCCCGAACUCUUGAAACAGUAUGAAGAGGUCUUAACUGCUAAAUCGGAGGUGGAUGGUUAUGUUAAGAUAUUUCCAAAAGUCGCACAUGGGUGGACGGUUAGAUACAGUGAUGAAGAUGAGGCAGCUGUGAAGUCUGCUGAGGAGGCCCAUCAGAACCUGAUAGAAUGGUUUGCUAAGUAUGUUAAGUGAGAAUUGUCAAGUUAAAUACUUGUGUGUCACGUUGAGACUGCCUGGAAAUCAACCUGUAGUAUUUAAGAAUCUGAAACAAUGUGUUUAUGAAUAAUGGGUAGAAGUUGCGUGCUUUAUCUGAAAAAAUAAUGUGUUUAUGAAUAAGGAGCUUUGUUGAUUCUUUA